Molecule: messenger RNA, 865 nt
Organism: Cloeon dipterum
Lineage: Eukaryota; Metazoa; Arthropoda; Insecta; Ephemeroptera; Baetidae
Gene: mRpL21
Product: mitochondrial ribosomal protein L21
Exons: 5
Coding region: 162-755 (197 amino acids)
Biological process (GO): translation
Cellular component (GO): ribosome; mitochondrial large ribosomal subunit
Molecular function (GO): structural constituent of ribosome; RNA binding
Source: RefSeq, a predicted model, not a curated record
UGGUCGACAAUCAAUCUUAAGCAAUAUGGCGGAUCCUCCGAUCCGAUCGUGAAUUCUUUGCUCUUGUGGAUUUAAAAUCACCAUGUGUUCAGAGACUCUGUUUACUUUAUGAAUAGGGCUGUGUUUUUAUUAAGAAUUUCUCGUUAACUAUUAGAUACACAAUGAAUAUCGUUCGAAAUUUGUCCAAGAAAUCCUCAAGUUGCUUAGAUCAUCUUCGAGGCGGACAGUUGUUUUCAUUACCCUCACGUUUGGGCAUUGCAACGACAAUAAGGGAGAACAGUUCCAACGCUGCAGGUCCGAAAUUGCAGGUGCAUGAACCAGUCGUAAGCGAAGAAAAAACAGCGUUGAAUGAAACGCUGAGGAAAAUCAAUAGCAAGUUGGCUGCAAAUGCCGAAGGACGGCUCUUCGCCCUAAUCCACGUUUGCGGCAAGCAAUUCAGAGUGACUCCUGAGGACCUGAUCGCUAUCGAGGGACACUGGGCUCCAGAUGCAGGUGAACGAAUCAGACUUGAAAAGGUCCUGCUGGUUGGUAGCAGAGACUUCACCGUGGUGGGAAAGCCACUUUUGCCUCAAGAACUGGUCAGUGUGGAAGCAACGGUCGUCGAAAAGUCCUUGUCGCACACUAGGAUACAUUUCAAAAAGAUUCCAAGAGGGAACUACAACCGCACUCAUUUGCACCGAGAACCACUCACAAUUCUCAGAAUAAAUUACAUCAAAAUUAACGAACAACUAGUUUCAUCAAAAGCAAGUGAAUAGACAGACAGUAAAUAUUGUACCUUAGUUUAAUUUAAUUCAGAUUGUUCAUGGAUUAUCAGAAUUGUGUAAAUGGCGGAUUUCCCGCAUGAAUAAAUGUUGUCAUAUGAAAA